Messenger RNA from Impatiens glandulifera, 2413 nucleotides. RefSeq names its product auxin efflux carrier component 1a-like. Gene Ontology annotation, molecular function: auxin efflux transmembrane transporter activity. Bases 227 to 2062 code for a protein of 611 amino acids. Gene Ontology annotation, cellular component: plasma membrane; endoplasmic reticulum. Lineage: Eukaryota; Viridiplantae; Streptophyta; Magnoliopsida; Ericales; Balsaminaceae. The record is from RefSeq and is a predicted model, not a curated record. Gene Ontology annotation, biological process: auxin export across the plasma membrane; auxin polar transport. The transcript has 5 exons.
GCAACCUUUCCUCACUACUCUCAAAGCUGCUCUCUUUUCUGCACUAUUCCCACUGUAUCAUCUUCUUCCUCUCUCUCUCUGUACUACCAAGAAAUCUCUCUCUCUCUCUCUCUCUCUGCUCACAGCAUUCACAGAUCACUCCCACCCACAAAUACAAGGAACCCCCCAUAAAUAUCUUUCUCUCAAACCAACCUUUUUCCUAAUUCUUCAUCACCCAACCACAAACAUGAUCUCUCUUUCAGACUUCUACCAUGUCAUGACCGCCGUAGUUCCCCUCUACGUAGCCAUGAUCCUCGCCUACGGUUCUGUCAAAUGGUGGAAAAUCUUCUCCCCCGAUCAAUGCUCCGGUAUCAACCGAUUCGUCGCCUUAUUCGCCGUCCCUCUUCUCUCCUUCCAUUUCAUCUCAUCUAACAAUCCUUACGCCAUGAACUUCCGUUUCAUUGCCGCCGAUACUCUUCAGAAAAUCAUUGUUCUCUCUGUUUUAACCGUCUGGGCUAAUUUCUCCAAAAGGGGUUGUCUUGAAUGGACUAUUACCCUCUUUUCUCUUUCCACACUCCCAAAUACUCUAGUUAUGGGAAUCCCUUUACUCAAAGGAAUGUACGGAGAAAGCUCUGGGUCAUUAAUGGUGCAAAUCGUUGUUCUUCAAUGUAUAAUCUGGUAUACUUUGAUGCUGUUUUUGUUUGAAUUCAGGGGAGCUAGAUUGUUGAUUUCUGAGCAGUUUCCUGAUACUGCGGGAUCGAUUGUGUCGAUUCAUGUCGAUUCCGAUGUGGUCUCGUUGGAUGGAAGGCAUAUGAUCGAGACGGAAACCGAGAUUAAGGAAGACGGGAAGCUUCACGUUACAGUUCGAAAAUCAAACGCUUCCCGUUCAGAUAUUUACUCCCGCCGGUCGAUGGGUUUCUCGUCGGCUACUCCCCGGCCGUCGAAUCUGACCAACGCAGAGAUUUACUCUCUUCAAUCAUCCCGGAACCCAACUCCAAGAGGUUCAAGCUUCAACCAUACAGAUUUCUAUUCAAUGGUCACCGGCGCCGGCGCAGGUCCCCGGAACUCAAACUUCGGCCCAUCUGACGUUUACGGUAUGCCGACAUCCAGAGGUCCAACUCCCCGACCAUCAAAUUUCGAAGAAGAAAACAGCGGAAAGUCGAGGCCUCCGUACCACACUCCGGGAAGCAACAACACGGCCCAUUAUCCAGCUCCUAAUCCAGGCAUGUUCUCGCCGACUACGGCGUCAAAAGCAACAAAGAAAACGAACGGUCAAGAGGGUGGUAAGGAUCUUCACAUGUUCGUUUGGAGUUCAAGCGCCUCGCCGGUAUCAGAUGUGUUCGGAGGAGGAGGAGGACAUGAAUACGGCGGAGGAAUGGACCAGACAGGCAAGGAUGUGAGAGUUGCAGUCUCGCCGGAGAAACAUUCUUCGGCGGAGGAGUAUUUACAGAGAGAUGGUUUUAGUUUUGGGAACAGAGAGAUCAUGAAUGGUGGACAUGAAGAGAUGAAAGGUGGAGAGAGUAUGAAUAAUAAUAAUAAUAAUAAUGGUAAUGAAAAGGUGGCGGCGGCGGCGGUGAUGCCUCCGACGAGUGUGAUGACAAGGCUGAUAUUGAUAAUGGUUUGGAGGAAGUUGAUUAGGAAUCCAAACACUUACUCUAGCUUGAUUGGUCUUUCUUGGUCCCUUGUUUCUUUCAGGUGGAAUGUUCAUAUGCCGGUGAUAAUAGCACAUUCCAUUUCGAUCUUGUCAGAUGCUGGGCUUGGCAUGGCCAUGUUCAGUCUUGGUCUGUUCAUGGCAUUGCAACCGAGGAUUAUAGCAUGUGGAAAUUCCAUAGCAGUCUUUUCCAUGGCCGUCAGAUUCUUCACUGGACCAGCUGUCAUGGCUGCCGCUUCCUUUGCUGUUGGCCUACGUGGCGACCUUCUUCGUGUUGCCAUUGUACAGGCUGCUCUUCCACAAGGAAUUGUCCCCUUUGUCUUUGCCAAGGAGUACAAUGUGCAUCCUGACAUUCUUAGCACUGGUGUCAUAUUUGGAAUGUUGGUUGCAUUACCCAUUACCCUACUUUACUACAUUUUAUUGGGUAUAUGAUAGUUAAUGGUGAAUUCCUUCAAGGUUUUGAAGAAAAAAAGUGGGAAGGAGAAGUAGAAGAUUAGAAUGAAGGAAGGAAGGAAGAUAUGCUUUUUGAUAUUUGCUUAGAAAUUAAUUGUAUAAUCAUGCUUGCAUGCAUGCUUUUAACCAAUUUAUGGUGGAGGAGAAGAAGAAUUAACUCUUAAUGGAGAAAAAGUCAACAAAAGGGUUUAUUAGUGUUUUCAAUGAUGGAAUUUUGUUUUGAUGUUUCUAGUGAUCAAAUUAACACUUCCAAGAGAAUUGUCUUUGCUUUUGCUUUUUGCUAUAUGUAAAAAGGUUCUUGGAAUAUUUAAUGAAAAGUUAGGCUAAUUU